This is a messenger RNA of Sycon ciliatum, 4469 nucleotides long. RefSeq lists its product as uncharacterized. Bases 441 to 4067 code for a protein of 1208 amino acids. The transcript is spliced from 8 exons. The record is from RefSeq and is a predicted model, not a curated record. Lineage: Eukaryota; Metazoa; Porifera; Calcarea; Leucosolenida; Sycettidae.
UGCUACCAAGGUUAGGAGCUAACUACAGUCACGAGAAGCAUGCCAGCACACACACGUACACACGCCUUGAACACCUGCCAGAGGGUUUACUAAUACUAACAAUGCUUGACUCCAUAGACCAAUAAGGCAAUGUGCAGACACUGCCACACUCACACACAGCUGCAUGGUAGUCAUGCUCCCUCCCCACGACCCCAGUGAUGGACAUUGCUCGGUGGUAAAGUCUUUGCGCCUUCUCCGUAUUCCACGAGCUAGUCUCUUUGCAAUCCAAUAAUAGUUGUAGUAGCGGCGCUGUACGCCUAGACCUUCUUCCUAUCAGAGAGAACAGAACUGACGGGAGGACAAUGGACGAAGGUUGAAGCAGCGAUACCACGGGUUCUGCACAGUCAGGACGAUUGCUCAGAUUUCUGUAAGUAGAUGGAGCAGACUCGCGCUGGAUACCGAUGAUGGCCGUAUUGGACGGGGCAACAAGAAUACGAACAAGAUACGUUCUUGUAGCCAUAGCUCUGCUCAACUUCAUACCAACGGGCUCUUUAGCAGCGCGGUAUCAGCUGGGAAGAAGAGGUAGCACUCAAGGUGGCGAUCGAUGGACAUGUUCACCGACCACUGGUUGUGCCCAGCAGUGUAUGCAACCUGUACGACAAUGUCCUGUAGUAAGCUCAACAUGGAGAUCGGACCAAGAGCAAUGUGUGCAAACCUUAGAGGACUGCCCGAACUUACGCUUAGGCCGAGACAUCCGCAGCCUCAAUCCAAUGCGGCCACAACAGCCUCCCGAACAGGUCCUAUUGGCAAGUGCCGCCGAUACUAUAAGAAGAUCGUUGAAUUGUCGCAUGUCACAUGUCCGCGGCUUGCAGGGUGGUGUAUGGACAACAAUGGACGCACAGUUCCUGCGGAUCACAACUGACCAGACCAAUUCAUACAUUCAGUGGGCUGGAGGUGCGCAGAGUGUAGCUGCCUACGCUGGUCGACUAGCCAAAGUCUUCAUGCACUGUUCAGUCACUGACACCACUGCAGCCGGUGCCCAGCCGGGAACUGCUCCGCUACAGCCUAGGCCGGCUAUCAUCUUCUGCCUCCCUGUGAAGUUUGCAGGGACCUAUGAAUAUUCAUCAUGCCAGAAUGUAGCUGUAUUGCCUGCACGCCUUACAGGACCAGAGCCAGGCCAGCCAAUGCCACCACCGGGGCCGCGGGGUAUGCCACAAGCAGGCCAGCCAAUGCCACCACCGGGGCCGCGGGCUAUGCCACAAGCAGGCCAGCCAAUGCCACCGGUGCGGGCUAUGCCGCAGGCCCAGGCACAGGUCAUGCAAGCACCAGCAGCGCGUGCAAUGCCACCCGGACCGCUACCUCAGCAGGCAAUGCCGCAAGGUGGCAUGAUGCCUGGAAGACAAUUCGGAGCACAGCCACCGCCAGGCUUCGGCGGUGUGCCUCCACCGGCAUCAAGCUGGAAUCAGCAGGCCCGCCAGAACGGUCUGUUUCAAGACCCCGAAGCGGAGCAGCUGGAGCAGCGACGAGUAUCGUUCCGAGUGAUUGCUGGUGUUGCUGGCGGUCUGGCAGUGGUGGUUGCUCUUAUCAUUAUCAUUGUUGCAUACUACCGGAGAAAGCAAAUCCAAAAAGAAAAGGAAGGAAUGAGUGGCUGGGAUCGAUCCCAGAAUCAUCCAUCUUCACGGAUAUCUCGUGCACACACGCCUGAUCCGUACAACAAUGUAGAGGACAACUCCAAUGCAAUGACUGAGCAGCCUAUCUUCCUUCAAGCUGUCCCUAUUGAUACGGGAACCGACGCAGCAACAGUUCUAACCAACCCGCUAACUGCCACCAGUAUGGGUGUCCAUGACAGCAGCAUGCAUGACAUGGACCCUCAUCAACACACCAGUACACGUGCAUCAAAUGAUGACUUGCGCUAUGAAGAUGUCAGCUCGUCGUCUUACUAUGACAGAAACAUGUCGGAUGACACCUGGAUGGAGGAUGACGACGCUCGUGGGUGGAGUAAGAGCAAACGAGCUUCAUUCACUUCGUUCAGCUCCGGAAUGACGGACUCGGUGGCGCAGGGUAAACCCCGCAAGGCGUUAAUGCCGAGCAAGGCUGCACGCCGCAGACGUGACCGGCACAAGCACAAUGGCUCACGCCAUGUUCACAGCGACAUGGAUCUAGCCGAGGAGGAUGAAGAUGAGUUUGACCAUGACCACCACCACCAUGACCACCAUCAUGAUCACCAUCGCCGUCAUACGGAAUGUUCGUGUGCUGACUGCGACGAUAUUCCACCGGAUUAUGACGACGGCGAUUGCUCGUGUCAUGUGCAUGCUGCCUCUGCCGCACAGGAUGAUACUUGCUCGUGUAGGCCUCACACAUGCAGUAGACAUUCCAGCGAGGGGCAGCAGCAGCAGCAGCAGGUCUGUUCAUGUGGUCGUCCAGCUCAGAAGCAAUCGGCAGCAUCGAUACCAGGGCAAUCUCCACCCGCACAAUCACACAGUGCAGCAGCUGUGGAUGUAGCUACAUGCACAUGCCAACAGCAAGCAGCAGUAGAAACACGGAGUGUGCCCGCUCAUCAUCAACAUCAUCAGAAUCUUGGUGCUUUGUCAUUAGAAGGCCAACCACUGCCUGCCAUGAGAACCCUAUCAAAUCCAUGCCCCACACUUAGUCGUUUCCGCAGCCAGCCGGAUAUGCACACCGAAGACUACUAUCGCGAAAUGGCACGAUUUUACCCGGGCAAUCCUCACUUCAUGAACCCGUAUGCUUCAGCCUUGUCUGGUCCUGCUGCGGCACCCCACAGUGGAUAUCACUGCAACUGUAGCCUCUGCCUUCAGAAUCGAAAUCAAUCACUUGACCUAAAGCAGGGCUUGCUAGCUGAUAAUCAAUUUGGUCAUGCUCAUGGCAAUGUGCAUGCACAAAGCCAACCCACCGCACAUGCAGCACAUGCAGCGGCAUAUUCGCCCACGGCAACAGUGCAGCCUCAGCAGCCAUGCACCUGCCACUUCUGCAUUCAGCCUGGCGUGCCUCACCAAAACGCCAGCAGCAGCAGCCAGUUCAAACCGCUCUCCUCCGGUCUUGGUCACCUACCCACUCACCCAGCCAUGCCAGCGUCACAGCAAGCGCCGAUGCACACACAGCCCACUCACCAAUAUCCAGGUCGCUUGCAGCGACAUCGCAGUGAUGGUGACCUACUGCUGGCAGCAAACAACACGUCGCGCUUUCAGCAGCACUUCCAGUACCCCACCACCAGAUUCCACCAGCAGCCCACGCAAAUCAAUCACGCUGCUGUCAACCACCAGAACCUUGGAGUCCAGAACGGAAACAUCGCACAAGUACAACCUAUGAUGCAGCAGCAACAUAUGACCAUGCAGCAGCAGCAGCAGCAGCAGCAGCAGCCACUGCAGCAGCAACACAUGACCAUGCAGCAAACAGUGACUGCAAUGCCACGACAGCCGCAGCAACAACUUCAUGUCCAUCCAACACAGACUGGAUCAGUAGCAGUCGAGCAGCAGCAGCAGCCAGCCAUGACCGAGGAUAUGAACUAUUGCAAUGGCUGUGCAGACAAUACGGAAGAUGAUCAGCAUGCCAGCUGGUGUCCUGGUGAUUACGAGAACUUCCAGAAUCCCCUGGCACCAUCAAGUGGUGUCUUGUCGGAAAUGAGGACUGCACUGGGGAGAGAUCGCCGUUCCCAAGCACACAGUGAGUCCAUGGCGCGUCAAGCCUUGUUGGAGCAGCACCAGCAGCAACAGCCAUAUGAAUACCUGGAUAGUGCUGCAAUGGCUGCUGCAGAAUCCCAGCAACAACAAAUCUUCGAUGCUCACAUAUACGAUGACGUUAUGAUGGAGGCUACAUCAUCGCCAAAUUCCUACCCGGGUGUGACACCAACACAUCAGGCACAUUAUAAUCCCCAGCAUGCAGUAUCGGGCGAGGAGUAUAUGCAGCAUUCAAACUACGCACGGCCUCCCAUGCCUGUUCCCAAUGCACCGCCGCUACCCAAGAUCUUGCAGCAGGCACGGCAGCAGAAUCAGCAACGUGCAGCACAUCUUACGGGACAGAAGCCACCAAUAGCUGUGAAGCCACAAGCAAAGCCGCGCAGCCAACUGUGAUUGCUACAUGUAGACAUGUGCUUGCAAUGACUAGCAAUCAUGCAUUCGUUGAUUCUUGAACCUGGUGACUGGAGCCUCGCCCUCAGAUACGCUCUGUGCGGUAACCAAUUUUCUGGUAAUCGGCAAUGUGAUACCUUCAGAUCAGCUGCAACCAUGUAUAGACUUUUCGAUCUAAACUCAGAUAGCACGUUGAAACCACACAGCUGCACCGGUGCACAGUGUGUACAGCAAAUGUUGAAAGAAUGAAAUCAAGUAUUUAUACAUGUAAAUCAAUCUUUUUCAAAAUACUAUUUCCCUAUUAUGUUGCUUUCAAAUACGGUUGGAUGUUACAUACCUUGAGAAUUAAAACAUCACCUUAACACUCAGUUACGUAAUCAUUGUUCCAAGUGUGCCUGCCACUUG